AUGUCAUCGACCGCCCACCGCCGUCUGCUCCAGGAAUACCGCAUGCUCACCAAGAACCCACCCGAUGGCAUCACCGCUGGCCCUGUUUCCGAGGACGACCUGUUGCACUGGGAGGCCAUGAUCCAGGGGCCAGAAGGGACACCCUUCGAGGGUGGCGUGUUCCCAGCCGAGCUCAAGUUCCCCGCGGACUACCCGCUGGCGCCGCCGACGAUGAAGUUCCUGGGCGAGAUAUGGCACCCAAAUGUCUACCCCAGCGGCCUGGUGUGCAUCUCCAUCCUCCACCCGGCCGGCGACGACCCCAACCACUACGAGCACGCCUCGGAGCGCUGGUCGCCCAUCCAGUCGGUCGAGAAGAUCCUGCUGUCCGUUAUGAACCUUCUGGCCGAGCCUAACGACGAGAGCCCCGCCAAUGUCGACGCCGCCAAGAUGUGGCGCGAUCACCGCCAGGAGUACGACAGGAGGGUCAAGGAGAGUGUCAGGCAGUCGCUAGGGCUGUAG
Messenger RNA from Diaporthe amygdali, 498 nucleotides. RefSeq names its product ubiquitin-conjugating enzyme. The record is from RefSeq and is a predicted model, not a curated record. Gene Ontology annotation, cellular component: cytosol; endoplasmic reticulum. The transcript is spliced from 2 exons. Lineage: Eukaryota; Fungi; Ascomycota; Sordariomycetes; Diaporthales; Diaporthaceae. The coding region runs from base 1 to 498 and encodes 165 amino acids.